Messenger RNA from Fukomys damarensis (Damara mole-rat), 1506 nucleotides. RefSeq names its product NADH:ubiquinone oxidoreductase core subunit S2 (gene Ndufs2). Gene Ontology annotation, biological process: mitochondrial electron transport, NADH to ubiquinone. The transcript has 14 exons. Lineage: Eukaryota; Metazoa; Chordata; Mammalia; Rodentia; Bathyergidae. Gene Ontology annotation, molecular function: NAD binding; quinone binding; NADH dehydrogenase (ubiquinone) activity. The coding region runs from base 55 to 1446 and encodes 463 amino acids. The record is from RefSeq and is a predicted model, not a curated record.
CGCAGGAGUCGCUUCCGCCCGCUUCUCCUUCCCGCAGGCUGCAGCCGGGGCAAGAUGGCGGCGCUGAGGGCUCUUUGUACCCUCCGUGGCGUCGGGGCCCAAGUGCUCCGGCUCGGGCCUGGGGUCCGACUGCCUGUUCAGCCCAGCAGAGGUGCUCGGCAGUGGCAACCCGAUGUGGAAUGGGCAGAGCAGUUUGGGGGUGCUGUCAUGUACCCCACCAAGGAAACAGCCCACUGGAAACCUCCACCUUGGAAUGAUGUGGACCCUCCCAAGGAAAAAAUAGUUUCCAACCUAACCCUGAACUUCGGGCCCCAGCAUCCCGCAGCCCAUGGAGUCCUGCGGCUAGUGAUGGAGCUGAGCGGAGAGAUGGUGCGAAAGUGCGACCCUCACAUCGGGCUACUGCACCGGGGCACCGAGAAGCUCAUCGAGUACAAGACGUAUCUGCAGGCCCUUCCAUACUUUGACCGGCUGGAUUACGUGUCCAUGAUGUGUAAUGAGCAGGCGUAUUCACUGGCUGUGGAGAAGCUGCUGAACAUCCAGCCUCCACCCCGGGCCCAGUGGAUCCGAGUGCUGUUUGGAGAAAUCACACGACUUCUGAACCAUAUCAUGGCUGUGACCACACAUGCUCUGGACAUUGGGGCCAUGACCCCUUUCUUCUGGAUGUUUGAGGAAAGGGAAAAGAUGUUUGAGUUCUAUGAGCGGGUGUCUGGAGCACGAAUGCACGCUGCUUACGUCCGCCCCGGAGGAGUGCACCAGGACCUGCCCCUUGGCCUUAUGGAUGACAUUUAUGAGUUUUCCAAGAACUUCUCUCUUCGGAUCGAUGAAGUGGAGGAGAUGCUGACUAACAAUAGGAUCUGGCGGAAUCGGACAGUCGACAUUGGAGUUGUAAAAGCAGAAGACGCACUUAACUAUGGUUUUAGUGGAGUGAUGCUCCGGGGCUCAGGUAUCCAGUGGGAUCUGCGGAAGACCCAGCCCUAUGAUGUUUACGACCAGGUUGAGUUUGAUGUUCCUAUUGGUUCUCGAGGGGACUGCUAUGACAGGUACCUGUGUCGGGUGGAGGAGAUGCGCCAGUCCCUUCGCAUCAUCGAGCAGUGUCUGAACAAGAUGCCUCCUGGAGAGAUCAAGGUCGAUGAUGCCAAAGUGUCUCCACCUAAGCGCUCAGAGAUGAAGACUUCCAUGGAGUCGCUGAUUCACCACUUUAAGUUGUAUACUGAGGGCUACCAGGUCCCCCCAGGAGCCACGUACACUGCUAUUGAGGCUCCGAAGGGAGAGUUUGGGGUAUACCUCGUGUCUGACGGGAGCAGCCGCCCCUAUCGUUGCAAGAUCAAGGCUCCUGGUUUUGCCCACCUGGCUGGCUUGGACAUGAUGUCUAAGGGACACAUGUUGGCGGAUGUCGUUGCCAUCAUAGGUACCCAAGACAUUGUGUUUGGAGAAGUUGAUCGGUAAGCAGGGAACAACAUUUGAUCUCCCUGCUCUAGCCGCUGCCUCUGCAGAGCGUGUCCCUCC